AUUACACAAACACGCGUUGAGAUUAAGAUUAGGUUGUGUCUGGAUGGAUCAUCCUCUCACAGAAAGCCCUAGCGGGAAUCAAUCAAUGAAGGGAAGAUUUGCGAUUCAGGAAUGUAGUCAAUUGGAAUUGAAGACGACGAGGAAUGAGACGGGGUUAUGGUGGUCGCUGCCAGAUGAGGUGGCUGUGGAUAUCCUGGCUCAGGUGUCGAGAUUGGACCUGGUGGCAUUAGCCAUGGUCUCCAGGAGACACCGAUCCAAGCCCACGGUGGUUAGUCCUCCACCCAGUGCAACGUCGGCUCAAACCGGUCCAUUCGAGCUUGCUUCCGGCCCCGGAAGCAGGAUCCUGUUUCGUGCAGACGGAUUGGGGGAUCUAUAUGAUCGGUGGACUCAGGUAUUUGAUAUGGAAACCGGAACUUGGGACUUGUUGUUCGUGUUUACGCCCAAGAUGCCUCUCAAAAUCCAACAAAGUGUGGUGUUAGACGACGACAAGAAUGUUUACGCGGUGGAUGAGGAUGGUGAAACCUUUUCUUUCUCACCAAGUAACUGUAUGCUUGUGACACACGGAAUAACAGAGUCUAACCCGGAAAAUAGAAACGAUUGGCUUUUAGCUGAGGCAUUAUUCUGCCGUGGUGUCGGCGGGAGGAUACUGUGGCGUUUACUAAAUGAGAAUGUUUGGAAGGAAGUGAAGGGUUUGGAAGAGCUGCAGAAGCAACACUGUGGUGGUUUUGAUAUCAUCAAACUCUGCCCCUUCUCUGCUCAGAGGGUGGGCAUCUUCUGGGAAGCCCGGCCUCAAGGUCCUGAUCAGAUUUUGGAGCUUUGGUAUGCCGAGCUUUCCCUGACCAGACGCCAGGGAGGCGAGGGAUGGGGGGAGGUUUGGGUGAACAUUGAGUGGUCCGGUGCUGUCCUCUCACAUAGUGGCGGCCUUAACUUGUUAUGUGCUGCUUCUCUCUAUGCCUGAAUAUUCUCAAUCCUUGUUUUUAUUUUAUAUCACAUAUAACUUGUUUUAGCUUUACUGCGAUACAUGCAAGAAGUUCUUAGCUGACCAGCUUGUUGAUCCAUUCCAAGGGUGUAAUCAUGAUAAUGCUCGUGGGCCUGAUCUCAGAACUCUGAGGUGCAAGGUGAGCUAUGCUUCUCUCCUUUUAUAGAGGUUCUUUUAUUAUUAUAAGUUUUGUGAAUAAAACUGAAUACUUAUG
Messenger RNA from Arabidopsis arenosa, 1193 nucleotides. Lineage: Eukaryota; Viridiplantae; Streptophyta; Magnoliopsida; Brassicales; Brassicaceae. The record is from the annotation of a GenBank genome assembly.